Molecule: messenger RNA, 469 nt
Organism: Mus pahari (shrew mouse)
Lineage: Eukaryota; Metazoa; Chordata; Mammalia; Rodentia; Muridae
Product: protein S100-A5
Exons: 3
Coding region: 70-351 (93 amino acids)
Cellular component (GO): nucleus; cytoplasm
Molecular function (GO): transition metal ion binding; calcium ion binding
Source: RefSeq, a predicted model, not a curated record
AAUAGAUUCUCCAGGUUCACUUCUUCCUUCUCCAGGUUCACUUCUUCCUUGGCCAGGGUACACAUCGUUAUGGAGACUCCUCUUGAGAAGGCACUGACCACCAUGGUCACGACUUUCCAUAAAUAUUCAGGGAGAGAGGGUAGCAAGCUGACCCUGAGUAGAAAAGAACUGAAGGAGUUGAUCAAGACAGAGCUGAGUCUUGCAGAGAAGAUGAAGGAGAGCAGCAUUGACAACUUGAUGAAGAGCCUGGACAAAAACAGUGACCAGGAGAUUGACUUCAAGGAGUACUCCGUGUUCCUGACCACGCUGUGCAUGGCCUACAAUGACUUCUUCCUAGAGGACAACAAAUGACCAAGACACCGGCAGCUCCUGAUCCUGCCCUCUGCAGCCCCUUUAACUGCCCCUCCUAUGCCCCCUGCCCUUCUCUUUCUCCCAGAUGGAUUCUUCCAGCAGAGAAAUAAAGCCUUAU